ACCUGACCUGCUCUUCUGAGAACAGCAAGUAAGAAAAGUUCUACCAUCAUGGCUUUUAAGUUCCUGAUCCUCGCGGCCAUCAUCGCCGUAGCCAGUGCCGCUUCCCGUCCGCUGGGCGACCGCUACGACGACCGUCGCUGGAACCGACCCCAGGAGUCUCGUCCCCAGGACGAUCGGGAUUCCUCGUCGUCGGAUUCAGACUACUCGUACGGCUACGCCAUCCGGGACGACUGGACCGGGGACUGGAAGAGUCAGCACGAGAGCCGCCAGGGAGAUCGGGUUCGGGGCCAGUACCGGAUGAUGGAGUCGGACGGAACCGAGCGGAUCGUGGACUACAGCGCCGACGACUGGAACGGGUUUAACGCGGUGGUCCGCCACGAACCCGAGUGGCGCCAGCAUCCGGUGCGAGUUGUGGAACUGCGUCCGCUGGAGCAGCAGCAGCAGGUUCUGCGUUACCAGGAUCGUGCGGCCACUUCCGAUGCGCACAUUGCGCUGCACUCGGGACCACAACCGUGGUCCAUUUCCAACAGAGUUCGUCAUAACUGAGGAAAGGAUGGAUUGGAGUAGGAAGACCAGGCUAACGAUGAUUGAUCUUGAACUGAUAGGUUAGGGAAGAUUGUAUUAUGAACGAUUUGGGGAAUAAAACGCUUCAUUGGAGUACUCGAGUAUUAAA
This is a messenger RNA of Culex quinquefasciatus (southern house mosquito), 673 nucleotides long. RefSeq names its product larval cuticle protein A3A. The coding region runs from base 49 to 546 and encodes 165 amino acids. The record is from RefSeq and is a predicted model, not a curated record. The transcript has 2 exons. Gene Ontology annotation, cellular component: extracellular matrix. Lineage: Eukaryota; Metazoa; Arthropoda; Insecta; Diptera; Culicidae.